GUGGAAACCCAGGUGGUAGCCCAACCCCAGGAGGAAGCCCAAGUCCCGGUGGAAACCCAGGCGGUAGCCCAACCCCAGGAGGAAGCCCAAGCCCAGGUGGAAACCCAGGUGGUAGCCCAACCCCAGGAGGAAGCCCAAGCCCAGGAGGAAGCCCAAGCCCAGGAGGAAGCCCAAGUCCCGGUGGAAACCCAGGCGGUAGCCCAAGCCCCGGUGGUAGCCCAACCCCAGGAGGAAGCCCAAGUCCCGGUGGAAACCCAGGUGGAAGCCCAACUCCAGGAGGAAGCCCAAGUCCCGGUGAAAACCCAGGCAGUAGCCCAAGCCCCGGUGGUAGCCCAACCCCAGGAGGAAGCCCAAGUCCCGGUGGAAACCCAGGUGGUAGCCCAACCCCAGGAGGAAGCCCAAGCCCAGGUGGAAACCCAGGUGGUAGCCCAACCCCAGGAGGUAGCCCAAGCCCAGGUGGUAACCCAGGUGGUAGCCCAACCCCAGGAGGAAGCCCAAGCCCAGGAGGAAGCCCAA
Molecule: messenger RNA, 516 nt
Organism: Papilio polytes (common Mormon)
Lineage: Eukaryota; Metazoa; Arthropoda; Insecta; Lepidoptera; Papilionidae
Product: basic proline-rich protein-like
Exons: 2
Source: RefSeq, a predicted model, not a curated record